Messenger RNA from Trichoderma gamsii, 609 nucleotides. RefSeq lists its product as hypothetical. Lineage: Eukaryota; Fungi; Ascomycota; Sordariomycetes; Hypocreales; Hypocreaceae. Gene Ontology annotation, molecular function: actin filament binding. The transcript is spliced from 3 exons. Gene Ontology annotation, biological process: Arp2/3 complex-mediated actin nucleation; regulation of actin filament polymerization. The record is from RefSeq and is a predicted model, not a curated record. Gene Ontology annotation, cellular component: actin cytoskeleton; Arp2/3 protein complex; cytoplasm. Bases 1 to 609 code for a protein of 202 amino acids.
AUGUCAAUCAUCCAGCAACACACCGCCGCCACGCUCGGCGACGCCUGGCGCACCGUCAACAUCGACAUCCUCAACGAGGACUCGAGCGUCAACUUUGACACGACGACGCUGCACCCGCCGCAGCCCGAGAUCAGCGAGGCCGACGUGCGCAACCUGUCGACGCAGGUGCGGCAGCUGCUGCGGGGGGGCGAUGCGGAGGGUGCGCUGAGGGGAUGCCUGGAGACGCCGGUCUAUAACGGGGUGGACGCAGCAAAGGAGGCGCAUUUGCAGACCCUCAUCGAGGUGCUGCAGUCCAUCAAGGCGAGCGACAUGACGCCGCUGCUCAAGGGCAUCUAUGCGGCCCCCGGCGGAAGCGAGCUGCUCGACGUGCUCAUGAAGUACAUCUACAAGGGCAUGGCCGUCGGCGCUCCCGCAACCGCCGGCCUCAAGUCCCCCGCGAAGAUGACCCCUCAAUCCACCGGCUUCAGCCAGGUCGGCUCGCGCCCCGGCGUUGCCAACGAGUCCGCGUCGGCGGCCAUGAGUGUCUUGUUGAGCUGGCAUGAGAAGUUGGUGGAGGUUGCUGGGCUGGGAUGCAUUGGCCGGACGAUGACCGAUUGGCGAAGAGUAUAA